UUGUCAAUUUUAGACCUACUGUGCCAGUGUGUUAGUAUUGUAUUAUUUGUCGUCUAUUAAGUUCACAUUAUUAUUUUAUUAGGUCUUCGGACCAAAAUUCACCAUGAACUAUUUAAAGACAGAAAUGUCUUACCUUGUUUGGUUCAUUUUUUGUAUUGUGAGUGUAAUUUCUGAAGGAGACGACUGUAACUUCGGCACGUGCGGUGAAUGCAUUAGUUUUGCGAACGAGAAUGAUGGCUGCGUUUGGUGUAAUCAGUAUCCGUUCGAAGAUCGCCGAUGUCGCUCCUCAAGCUACAUCAAAUCAAAUCCAUCAUGGUGCAAAGACCAGUUGUAUAGUCCAAAACCAUGGAAGAACACAACACAGAACGACUAUUUCGGAGAAGUGAGAAAUGGCUCUACUGUCCAGUUUAGGCCCCAAGAAAUCAAAAUGAAAGUGCGUCCCGGAGUUACGAUGCAAUUCGAUAUGACUUUCAAACCAGCUAAGGACUAUCCUCUAGAUGUCUACUACCUUAUGGAUACAUCUGAUACUAUGAAGGAAAGAAUAAAGGAACUGAAGGAUCAGGCACUUUUGAUUCAUACAGAACUAUCGCGAUAUACUAACAACGUUAAGCUAGGCAUCGGUAGCUUUGUCGAGAAGCCUGCUUUUCCGUAUUACGACCCCAACAAGCACAACAGUCAUGCCUUCAGAAAUCUUGUAUCACUAACGGAAAAUAUGACAAUCUUCACGUCAAAAGUAAAUGAAAUAAAAACUGGUUCCAAUUUUGAUGACCCAGAAGCUAGUUUGGAUGGCCUGAUGCAAGCCAUGAAAUGUGAGAAAGAAAUAGGAUGGAGGAAGGGUGCCAGGCGUAUCAUAAUAUUAUGUACUGAUUCCACCUACCACAGUGCGGGAGAUGGCAAAAUUGUUGGCGCCAUCAAACCUAACGAUAUGCAAUGCCAUUUGGAAGAUAACGAAUAUAGCAAAGCGUUGGAAUUCGACUACCCAUCCGUUAGCCAGAUCAAUAAAGUAGCAAGAGAUGAAAAUUUUAGAUUGAUAUUUGCUAUAACAAACAACAACAAAACUUUUAAAUUAUCGGAAACUGCGUACAAGGCUUUGGCUAAAGAGAUUUAUGGAGCUAGAUUUGCUGAAUUGAAGGCCACUAAUGUUUUAAAAAUUAUCAAAGAAGCUUACGAGGAGCUUGCAAACAGCAUUCUAAUGAAAUUCGAAGCGCCGUCCAAUAUAGAGGUUAAAAUAGACCAGGAUUGCGCUUCAAAGCCAACGAGAUUCUGUGAAGUAGGACAUAAAGAAAGUCUUACUAUUAAUGGGACCGUGAAAGUUAAAUCAUGUCCAGACGACCCCAACCAAAAGCAGCAAGUGGUAAUUAAUCCUUACGGGCUGCCUGAUCGCCUAACAAUUAAUUUGGAUGUGGACUGCCAAUGUGAUUGCGAAAGGAUUAAAACUGGUACAAAAGCUAGCGAAUGUAACAAUGCGGGUUUCAUACAAUGUGGUAUUUGCAAAUGUUUUCCGGGAAGCCACGGUGCAAAUUGUCGAUGCAACGGUACAUCCACAGAUCAGACGGACAAGGAGAAAUGUAAAUUGAACAAAAGUGAUGCUAAACCCUGCAGCGGCAGAGGACAUUGCAGCUGCGGUAUUUGCACAAAUUGUCAGACAGGAUACUCUGGCGACUUUUGUGAAUUUGACGAUACUUCAUGCCCAAGGCAGUGCUCCGGCAAUGGACGCUGCACUCGGGGACGAUGCCAUUGUAACUCCUACUGGUCAGGGAUAGACUGCAGCUGCUACGAGAAAACAGAUGUCUGUAUUGCGCCCUAUUCCAAAGAGAUUUGUUCCGGUAGAGGCGAAUGUAAAUGUGGAGCCUGUAUUUGUAAAGAAGUGGAGGGAAAGAAUGAAACGUAUUCUGGAGCAUUCUGUGACAGCUGUGAAGCCUGUGCUGAAGGAAGAUGCAAAGAGCUUGAAGACUAUGCUUAUUGCAACUUCAUGCACAUGAAUGACAAGGCAUAUUGUGACAAAAAAAAUAAUGAUACAAGCCAUAUAAGUGUUGCCUUUAUGAGCAAAGCUGAUAUAAGUGGACCCAAAAUGUCAAUUGCCAAGUGGUGUAGGAAAGAACUAGACAGUAAUAAUGGCAGUUACAUGGUAUUUAGGUACGAAUACGAUAAUCAUGAUUUAAAGAUUACGAUUCAAAAGGAAACAGAAAUCCCACCUGAAGCAGAUAUCUGGGUUGCUGUUGGAUCAGCGAUAGGAUUGGUUCUCUUGAUUGGUAUACUAACAGUAAUUAUCUGGAAGAUUCUGGUAGAUUUACAUGACAAAAGAGAAUUCAAGAAAUUCGAGGAUGAAGCGCUAGCCGCUGGGUAUGAUGUUUCACAAAAUCCUUUAUACCAAGACCCGUCAAUUAAUUUCUCAAAUCCUGUGUAUAAUAAUCAAUGUAAUUAAAGUUGCUAACGAGGACAAGUUAUGUUAAAAUCAUUAUUAUUUAUAGUAUUUAAGGAAAAUAAACAGGACGAACCAAUCCUGCCCACUAAAUAUAAUAAUGCCUCAUUGGACACAAAACGAUGUAUUUUUUUAAAACUUCUGUAAAACGUUCGAGGCUUGGAGAAAAUGUAAUAGAAUAAAAUAACAUUUAAUUUA
This is a messenger RNA of Helicoverpa zea (corn earworm), 2620 nucleotides long. Its product is annotated as integrin beta-PS-like. NCBI's taxonomy places the organism in Eukaryota, Metazoa, Arthropoda, Insecta, Lepidoptera, Noctuidae. Gene Ontology annotation, molecular function: integrin binding. Gene Ontology annotation, cellular component: integrin complex; cell surface; focal adhesion. Bases 104 to 2425 code for a protein of 773 amino acids. Gene Ontology annotation, biological process: integrin-mediated signaling pathway; cell adhesion mediated by integrin; cell-matrix adhesion. The transcript is spliced from 9 exons. The record is from RefSeq and is a predicted model, not a curated record.